AUGGAAAACCCCAAAAAAGAAGUUGGCUCUCUCCUCACGGGCCUCUGCACAGCGCAAGAUACGAAGACCCUUGAGGGUAUCUUCCGGGAGUAUUACACCUCUGACGCGCGACUCCUGAACCCGGUCUGCCAGGUGGGAUCUCGCGAGGGUAUCCUGCGCAUCUACGAGCUGUACCGCAUCAUGAGCCCCAACACUGAGGUUCAAAUCAUAAGCGUCAUGUACGACAAACCGACGAACGUGGUCGUGCUUGAGGCCAAGCAGAACUUUCAAUUGUGGUUCAGCCCCUUCCCUGCGGAGCCUGCGAGGGUGAACGUUCGGCUUUCCUUGAAGGAGAUAAAUGGACACCUAUUCAUCUAUCAACAAGAGGAUCUGUACCAUUGGAUGGAUGCCGCCGCCAUGAUCUUACCGCCCCUCGCGCCCGUUGUUGGCAUUAUGCUCGCUCUUUCG
Molecule: messenger RNA, 447 nt
Organism: Coniophora puteana RWD-64-598 SS2
Lineage: Eukaryota; Fungi; Basidiomycota; Agaricomycetes; Boletales; Coniophoraceae
Exons: 4
Source: RefSeq, a predicted model, not a curated record